AUGGAUUUGAAGGCUACAAAAUAUGUGAAAAUACGUGAAUUGGCUUGCAAUGAUGUUCAGAAGGUUGCAGACUCACUGAAUGUUAAUUUAACGCACUUAAAUUUUGAUCGUCUUAAUUUUGGUGAAACAAAUGCAUUUGAUGUAUUUUACAACGCUGAUGUUGCACUGGUCGAUGUUUCCAUACAAAAAAGAAAAUCUUAA
Molecule: messenger RNA, 201 nt
Organism: Loa loa (African eye worm)
Lineage: Eukaryota; Metazoa; Nematoda; Chromadorea; Rhabditida; Onchocercidae
Exons: 2
Coding region: 1-201 (66 amino acids)
Source: RefSeq, a predicted model, not a curated record